This is a messenger RNA of Colletotrichum fioriniae, 645 nucleotides long. NCBI's taxonomy places the organism in Eukaryota, Fungi, Ascomycota, Sordariomycetes, Glomerellales, Glomerellaceae. The record is from RefSeq and is a predicted model, not a curated record.
AUGCUCAGCAACAUCGGAGUCCUCGCCGUUGCUCUUCUUGGGGCCCUUCCCACGAGCUUAGCAUGCCUAGGGUACGAGGGCGGUCUGCCUAAGGCCACUUCCAACAAACAAAUAUCUGCUCCCAUCUACGUCAAAUCUGGUGAGGUCUUUGACGGCGGUUGGGCCAAAUAUGAUAGGAACCCCACCUCUUGCAGAGAGCAGGUGGAAGGAGCUUUCGUUUUGCAGAAAGGUGCCACUUUGCGAAACGUCAUCAUUGGAAAGACGGCUGGGGAGGGCGUUUACUGCCUGGGAGGGGGAUGCAACAUCGAAUUCGUCUGGUUCGAAGAUGUUUGCGAGGACGCCGUCUCCAUUAAGAACGACAAGGCCGGUGAUGUUACCUGGAUUGUUGGAGGAGGAGCCUACCACGCAGCCGACAAGAUCAUUCAGCAUAAUGGCUGCGGUCGUGUGAACAUCAUUAACUUCUAUGCAAACGAUUACGGCAAGGUCUAUCGCUCGUGCGGAACAUGCGAGAAGUGCGCCCGUGAGGUUUACAUCGAGGGCGUGACUGCCCGCAAUGGAGGCGAGGUGGCCGGAAUCACCAAGGCCAAUGGCGACAAGGCAACUCUGAACUACAGUGGUCCUGGCGUCAAGGACGGCCCUUGCUGA